Diatraea saccharalis (sugarcane borer) is the source of this 2022-nucleotide messenger RNA. Lineage: Eukaryota; Metazoa; Arthropoda; Insecta; Lepidoptera; Crambidae. The record is from the annotation of a GenBank genome assembly.
AUGAAUAAUUGUGGUGGAAUAGGAGGAGGAGCUUUGGGUGCAGUAGGUGGCCCCUAUGAUGCAAAAAUAGCAGGUCUCUAUGAUUUACUUGAUACCCUUGGCUCUGGACAUUUUGCUGUAGUAAAAUUAGCAAGGCAUGUCUUCACAGGGGAAAAAGUGGCAGUGAAAGUUAUAGACAAAAGUAAAUUAGAUGAAGUAUCUAAAUCGCAUUUAUUUCAGGAGGUUCGGUGUAUGAAGUUAGUGCAGCAUCCAAAUGUUGUUCGAUUGUAUGAAGUGAUAGACACACAGACAAAACUCUAUUUAAUAUUAGAGUUAGGUGAUGGAGGAGAUUUAUAUGACUACAUUAUGAGGCAUGAAUCUGGGUUAUCAGAAUCUCUUGCUCGUGAUUAUUUCCGUCAAAUAGUUCGUGCUAUUUCAUAUUGUCAUAGGUUACACGUGGUACAUCGUGACUUGAAACCUGAAAAUGUAGUAUUUUUUGAAAAACUAGGUGUAGUGAAAUUGACUGACUUUGGUUUUAGCAAUAAAUUCUGUCCAGGUCAAAAGUUAGAGACUUCUUGUGGUUCUUUGGCUUAUUCAGCUCCAGAAAUUUUAUUAGGUGAUUCAUAUGAUGCUCCAGCUGUUGAUGUUUGGUCGCUCGGAGUAAUUUUAUAUAUGUUAGUUUGUGGACAAGCCCCCUUCCAAGAGGCUAAUGAUAGUGAGACUUUAACAAUGAUAAUGGACUGUAAAUACACUAUACCUCCACAUAUAUCUAAGUCAUGUAAAAGGCUCAUAGGUAGAAUGCUUGUAAGAGAUCCGGAGAAAAGAGCAACUCUUUCUGAGAUAGCUACUGAUCCGUGGGUGACUGCUGGAGAAGGUAUCACUGUUGAAGAUUUUGACACUCCCUUAGUUACUAAAGAACAAUUAUCAGAUGAUGAUCGUUCUGCCAUAAUCCAAAAAAUGGUGAAUGGAACUAUAGCUACAAAAGAGGAAAUCCUAGAAUGUUUGGAGAAGAAUGACUAUAACCAUAUCACCGCUACUUAUUACCUCUUGGCAGAACGAAAGUUGAGAUCCAAACGGAUGGAGGCGAUACGGAGACAGGAGGCGACUGUGGGCGCGCGGCGGCCGGAGGUGCUGAGCGUGGCGCGCGGUGGUGGCGGUGGCGCGCCGCCGCCCGCGCGUAUGCUGCUGGCGCCGCCGCAACUCUCCGCCGCGCCGCGCACGCCGCAAGACGUACCACCGAGAUCCCGCAAAUGCAGUAUAGUGCGUGAAGAAGAAGACGAUGAGGAGCCAGCGGUGGCAAGUCAAGCGGAGACCCGGCGGGGUUCCCGGUCAGAGGGCCGGCUCCACCUGGCGGCGCGCGCCCACCCCGUCCCCCCCGCGGCGGCCAACCCCUCCCCCGCUACGAUGCCUCCCUCCAAUUCGCCUAGUGCAGCCCACCCGCAUCCACCCACCGUAGCACUGUCCGUGCAUUCCACGACACCCAAUUCGGCGCGACCAACGCAACUAGCUGACAACUUGACCAAGGUGAAUCUAGGCGAGGGUGGUGGGCGGGGCGCGGAAUGUCGCAGGCGGCGAGGUGGUUCAUGUUCAUCUUCGGACUUAUCCGAUGACGAUUCUGAGAAAAAGAAACGCGCCGCUGACCACCGGCCGCCGCCGGACCGCGCGCGUAGGGACUCUCACGACGACUCCUCCGAUAGUCAAGAACGAGGUAGCGGCGCUGGUGCGACCGCGCCGGGUAACGGUCGGAACGGGACCCGAGCUCUGACCGCUGGCGGGGCGGGGGCGGGGGCGGGCGCGGGUGCGGGGGCGGGGGAUGCACGUGGGGGCGGGGGCGGCGGCGGCGGCCGGAGGAGGCGCGGCGCUCGACACGAGAGCAGGCUAAGGGAGUCGCGCUCCCUGAACCGUAUAGCGGAGGUGGAGGAAGCAGCAGGUGCGCGAUGGGGAGGUGGCGGUAUCGUAGCUCUGUGUGGGCGACCGCUGCUUCGCUUGCUGGCGGCUGCUCGCCCCGCCCCCUCUGCACGUAGACUACAUGGACUGUGCUAG